AUGGCGUAUCUGUUUCUAUCACUUACAACAGCACAAAUCGAACAACGGAGGAAGCAAUUAGACCAAACGGGCUUCUACGCCUGGCUAACACCCAUCAUCAUUCUACUGGCCGUCUAUGCCUACCAGAAAGUCAUCAGCUCGGAAAAUGCCCAGAACCCUCCAGCUAUGCAAGCACUCACACCACUCCAAACCCUCAAGCGACGGGUCUCCUGGACUCUCAACACGACCUACAUCCCCGAAUUCGGACCUCUCAAGGUCCAACUCACAGGCGUGGUCUACGUCCUAUGGCUUCUAUAUCUCGUCUUCCGCAACACGGGAGAAGACUACAUGCACCUGACGAAAGCAUUCGGGCACGUCGCCAUCUCGCAACUCCCGAUCCAAUAUCUCCUGAGCGUGAAGACGGCGUACUCCCCCAUCACAUUCGCGACGGGGCUGACGCACGAGAAGCUGAACGCGUACCACCGCCUCCUGGGCCGAAUCAUCCACGGCCUCCUCGCCGCCCACGCCGUCAUGUACAUGCGGUUCUUCAUCAUCUUGGACGUGCUGAGCAAGCGCAUCCAGCACCGUGACGUGAGACUCGGACUGGCUGCUUUCUGGGCCUUCAACAUCCUCGGGCUCCUCGCCGUGCCGCCAAUUCGGAAGCGCGUGUACUAUAAGCUGUUCUACAGGAGUCACGUCGCGCUGAGUGCCUUUGUCGUCCCACUGUUGUUCUUCCAUGUCUCGUACACGCAGAAAUACAUGCUGCAGGCGGGCGUCAUCUGGGUCGUGGGCGGGGCGAUGCGAGGCAGAGCGAGCACCAAGGCACGCGUGACAUGUCGACAGGUUCAAGGGACCGAUCUGAUCGAGGUUAGCGUCGCCAUCGACGACAAAGCUAGCCCUCUCCUCCGCGCGACACCCGGUCAGCACGUGUACAUCCAGCACAAGACCUUUGGACCAAAGAACCCAUUCUCAAUCGUCGACGCCAGCCAUUCUCCCAACAGCGAGAAAUCCACCGGGAACAUCACGCUCGUGGUGAGAAAUCUCAAGGGUCCACAGACAGGCUUCCUCGCCGCCCUGGCGACGGAUAAGCGGAGCGGCGGGCACGAGAUCUCCAUCGAAGGCCCAUACGGCGAGUCGGGGCAGUACCUCCAGCGGCUGCUUUCCACGUCUGGGUCUGAAGACACAAGUACAAGUAACCACCAGAUCGUCCUUGUCGCGGGCGGCGUCGGCGCCACAUACACACUACCCAUCUACCAGGCUCUACUGCGCGCGGGGACGGGAAAGGGGACCGGCGGCGUGAAGUUCAUCUGGCUGGUGCGCAGCCUCGACGACACACAAUGGGCGCACCCGAUCCUAGAGACUCUCGUUGACCCCGUCGACAUCGACAUCUACGUGACGAGACGCACCCGCAGCAGAGACGACGAGGCGCGCCGCCACGAGACCUUCUCUCGCCCCUUGUUCAACAAGCCCGGCGUCACGCUGCAUUUCUCCCCCCAAGAGGGCUCCCGUCCCACCAUCUCGUCUAUCGUCGGCCCUGUCCUCUCCUCGUCUUCGUCGCCCGGUCCUGAUCCCACUGCCUCGCGAACAGUCGAACGCGGCGAACGCCACAUGCCACGCUCUCACGACGGCAACGGCAAACUAACGGUUCUCUCAUGUGGGCCGCCGGCGUUGGUGCGUGAUCUCAGGCGCGAAGUCGGUCGGCACGUCGCGCUGUAUGGGCGUGACGUUGAGUUUUUCGAGGAGCAGUUUGGCUUCGGUGGGUCUUGA
This is a messenger RNA of Exophiala bonariae, 1746 nucleotides long. RefSeq lists its product as uncharacterized. NCBI's taxonomy places the organism in Eukaryota, Fungi, Ascomycota, Eurotiomycetes, Chaetothyriales, Herpotrichiellaceae. The record is from RefSeq and is a predicted model, not a curated record. Gene Ontology annotation, cellular component: plasma membrane. The coding region runs from base 1 to 1746 and encodes 581 amino acids. Gene Ontology annotation, molecular function: ferric-chelate reductase activity. The transcript has a single exon. Gene Ontology annotation, biological process: copper ion import; iron ion transport; intracellular iron ion homeostasis.